AUGCAAUUCAAAUCUGUUAUCAUCGCUUUAACCGCUGCUACUGCCGUUUCUGCUGCCAACGCUUCUAACGCUUCUGCUAACGCUAGUAACCAAACUUCUGGUUCUAAUGCUAUCAUCUCCAACUCCAACUUAGCCGUUGUUGCUGCUGCUGCUGCUGCUGUAGUUCAAUAA
This is a messenger RNA of Scheffersomyces amazonensis, 171 nucleotides long. RefSeq lists its product as uncharacterized. The transcript has 2 exons. The record is from RefSeq and is a predicted model, not a curated record. Lineage: Eukaryota; Fungi; Ascomycota; Pichiomycetes; Serinales; Debaryomycetaceae. Bases 1 to 171 code for a protein of 56 amino acids.